This is a messenger RNA of Harpia harpyja (harpy eagle), 2852 nucleotides long. It is a transcript of the gene AGBL5, whose product is annotated as AGBL carboxypeptidase 5. NCBI's taxonomy places the organism in Eukaryota, Metazoa, Chordata, Aves, Accipitriformes, Accipitridae. Gene Ontology annotation, biological process: proteolysis; protein deglutamylation. Gene Ontology annotation, molecular function: metallocarboxypeptidase activity; zinc ion binding. The record is from RefSeq and is a predicted model, not a curated record. The coding region runs from base 181 to 2829 and encodes 882 amino acids. The transcript is spliced from 15 exons.
CUGGGGGGGCGCGGCCCUAGCCGCGCUAGGGCUCUCGUUGCCGGGGCGCCGUCCAACGGGCGGGUACGUUGCUAGGGAGCGGUGGGCCAAUGGGCGUGCGCGUUGUUGUUGCUAAGCGGCGUGGCGGGCCGAGCCGGGCCGGGCCGGUGAGAUGAGCGGGGCCGCGGCGGCCCGGCAGCCAUGGAGAUCCGUUGCGGUGGGCUGCUCUUCAGCUCCCGCUUCGACUCGGGCAACCUGGCACACGUGGAGCAGGUAGAACCGCCCGGGGCGGGGGGCGGCGGCGGCGGCCCCGCGGCCUGGGGUGCCGCUCUCCCCGCCGCCGACUACGAGUUCAACGUCUGGACGCGGCCCGACUGCGCCCAGACCGAGUAUGAGAACGGCAACAGGUCCUGGUUCUACUUCAGCGUGCGGGGGGGGGCUCCGGGGAAGCUGAUCAAGCUGCACAUCCUGAACAUGAACAAGCAGAGCCGGCUGUACUCCCAGGGCAUGUCCCCCUUCGUGCGGACCCUGCCCGUGCGGCCCCGCUGGGAGCGCAUCCGCGAGCGGCCCAGCUUCGAGAUGGUGGAGACGCAGUUUGUGCUGUCCUUCGUGCACCGCUUCCUGGAGCACCGAGGUGCCACCACCUACUUUGCCUUCUGCUACCCUUUCUCCUACACAGAGUGCCAGGAGAUGCUGGCGCAGCUGGACGGCCGCUUCCAGGAGUGCAGGCACAUGUCUCCCAGCAGCCCCCUCGACUCUGUCUAUUACCACCGGGAGCUGCUCUGCCACUCCCUGGACAAGCUGCGAGUGGACCUGCUCACCGUCACCUCGUGCCACGGCAUGCUGGAGAAACGGGAGCCCCGGCUGGACAAACUCUUCCCAGACACGACCACUCCCCGGCCACGCCGCUUUGCAGGGAAGAGGGUGUUUUUCCUGAGCAGCAGAGUCCACCCGGGGGAAACACCCUCCAGCUUUGUCUUCAAUGGCUUUCUGGACUUCAUCCUGCGGGAGGAGGACCCCCGUGCCCAGAUGCUGCGGCGGAUGUUCGUCUUUAAGCUCAUUCCUAUGCUGAACCCUGACGGGGUGGUGCGGGGCCACUAUCGAACUGACUCCCGUGGGGUAAAUCUGAACCGCCAGUAUCUCAACCCCGACGCUGAGCUGCACCCCGCAGUGUAUGGGGCCAAAGCUGUCCUCCUCUACCAUCACAUUCACAGCCGCGUCCUGCCAGGCUCUCCUGACUGGAGGACAUACAUCUCCCCGCUCAGCACCAGCUCGUUAAGCACAAAAUCUUCCAACCAUUCCGUCUGCAGCAGCACCCCGUCCCCGGAGGCAGCCCUGUCGGAGCUGGAGAAAGCCAAUAACCUCCGCAACUCACCCAGCACCUGGCGUGCCAGCACAUACUUCAGCCCUUCUCAGGAACCCCGGCUCUCGGGAGCGCCUGCCACCGAGCUGGGCGGCAAGGACCAAGCUGUCUGGAUCCUCCCUUCAAGCCACACCGUGGAGCACUGUGAGGAGGAAGCCAGGAGGCCUCCACCAGCACCUCUCCCCGAAACCAUCCUGCCCCAGGACAGUGGGCUGGCCUACUACAUCGAUCUCCACGGGCACGCCUCCAAGCGCGGCUGCUUCAUGUACGGCAACAGUUUCAGUGAUGAAAACGAUCAGGUGGAGAACAUGCUGUUCCCCAAACUCAUCUCCCUGAACUCACCUCACUUUGACUUCACGGGCUGUAACUUCUCGGAGAAGAACAUGUACGCCAAAGACAAACGGGACGGGCAGUCGAAGGAGGGCAGUGGGCGAGUGGCCAUCUACAAAGCCUUGGGGAUCAUCCACAGCUACACACUGGAGUGCAACUACAACACAGGGCGCUCGGUGAACAGCAUCCCCGUGGCCUGCCACGACAACGGGAGGGCCAGCCCGCCGCCCCCUCCUGCCUUCCCCUCCAAAUACACCGUGGAGCUGUUUGAGCAGGUCGGGAGAGCCUUGGCUGUGGCAGCACUGGACAUGGCAGAGUGCAAUCCCUGGCCCCGGAUCGUCCUGUCAGAGCAUAGCUGCCUCAGCAACCUGCGAGCCUGGAUGCUGAAGCAUGUGCGGGGCAUGAAGGGCGCAGGCGGGGGCCCACGGAGGAGAGGAGGUGCCAGGACCCCCCCCAGGAGCUCCACCGGGCUUCCCACCUCAGCCUCCGAUAACGCCCUGUCCCGCAUGAGGAGCUUCAGCAAUGGCACCAGCGGGAGCGGCAGCAGCCAGCAGGACUCUCCGCAGAUCAAAGCCUCCCCCAGCUUCACCUUCAGCUGCAGCAGGCCCUCGGGUCCGGCCGCUGUGAGCCAGAGUCCUCAGAAAGGCAGCGCCAGAGCCCCGGCACCGGGCAGAGGGACCCUGCCGGUGGGUGCCCGGGCAGCGCCCAGCACCGGCACCAGCCAUGGAUCGCGGGAGGCCCAGCGCGGCGUGGGAGAGCCAGCGGCUACUCAUGGCACAGCACUGCUGCAGGCGCUGCCGAAGAAGCUGGACACCAGGAGAGCCCCAGAGCAGCCCAGCCUUGGGGGGCCUCCCCUGCGCCCCAGCAGGAUCCCUGUGCGGAGGAAGGGGGCAACGACCGGCCAGAGCCUGCUGGGGCUCCACGCUGACAGCACCGCAGCCCGCCGGGCCGGGAAGCACAGCCACGGCGGGCCCUGGGCCUUGCAGCCUCUGCCAGGGCUCUGCCAGGAGGCCCCCGCACCCCCCGGGGGGGUGCAGAGCACCGAGGGACUCUUCCUGUGCGGGGGCAAGGGCCUGCACCCCCAGUGCCCACCGGGCCCGGCCCGUGCCUCGCUCAGCUCCUACCGGCAGCUCCUCUCCUUCUGCGCUGAGGCCUGACCACAGCCACCAGCCACGGGCCC